AUGGAUCAGUGGGGACAGCAUCAACUCGGUCCGACUCUAGGCAAUGCCACAAAAGCAGUCGACGAUUUCGGGAAGGAUAAGCUGCGACUGGCGCUCAGUGAAGUUUGCAAGAACCUGGACGGAUUUGGCAAGACGAAGCUGGGCCCUGUAUUAGUAGGCACAGGAGCCGCUUUGGAAGGCUUUGGAAAGAACAAGCUAGGACCCGCUCUCAGUGAAGUUGCAAAGGCUGCGGAUCAUUUUGGUCAUCAUCAUCUUGGACCUGCUGUUGGAGGAUUGGAUCCUGCAUUGGGGGAAACCGCAGCGGCUCUUGAUGACUUCGUUGCGACCUGCUUUCGGCCAAGUAGUAAAGACAGCAGAUCAUUUCGGCCAGCACCAACUUGGACCAGCACUGACAAGCUCUCCGGAGAAUCUGGCAAGUGGAUCAAGGAGCACCCCGGACGGACAGCUCUUCUUGCUACUAGUGUGGCUACAAUAGCUGCACCUAGUAUCGUGAGCGGACCUUUACUCUGGGCUUUCGGAUGUAGACGUACUAGUACACUAGGAGGAUCGGCAGCAGCUGUGGUUCAGUCUACGGUGGGCAAUCUAGCUGCUCGAGGAGCAACUGGCAUGGCUUUGCAAGACAGCGCUACAUUUCCUGAACACCAGUUUAAGACACACAUUCUCCGAAUUCAAGUAUUGUCAGUAUCAAUAGGAGCAUAA
Molecule: messenger RNA, 699 nt
Organism: Lachnellula hyalina
Lineage: Eukaryota; Fungi; Ascomycota; Leotiomycetes; Helotiales; Lachnaceae
Exons: 4
Coding region: 1-699 (232 amino acids)
Source: RefSeq, a predicted model, not a curated record